Messenger RNA from Abrus precatorius (Indian licorice), 1500 nucleotides. Its product is annotated as GABA transporter 1-like. Lineage: Eukaryota; Viridiplantae; Streptophyta; Magnoliopsida; Fabales; Fabaceae. The transcript is spliced from 7 exons. The record is from RefSeq and is a predicted model, not a curated record. Gene Ontology annotation, cellular component: plasma membrane. Bases 18 to 1391 code for a protein of 457 amino acids.
ACUCACAAAGGUAGAAAAUGGAUACGAUGCUUCCAACCUCAACAGCAGUACACGAAACAGAUGCUUCGCCACAACAACACCGCCGAAAAGAUGUUGAUGCAGGCGCUCUCUUUGUCCUCAAAUCAAAAGGUUCAUGGAUGCACUGUGGUUACCACUUGACAACAUCAAUAGCAGGUCCACCACUCCUAAGUCUUCCUUAUGCUUUCACCUUCCUGGGUUGGACGGGUGGAAUAUUUUGCUUGGUUAUUGGAGCUCUGGUCACUUUCUAUUCAUACAAUUUGAUAUCUCUUGUUCUUGAGCACCAUGCUCAUUUGGGUAAUCGCCAGCUGCGAUUUAGAGACAUGGCUCACGACAUCUUAGGUCCUCGAUGGGGUCAGUUUUUUGUGGGGCCAAUUCAAUUUGUAGUGUGCUAUAGUGCUGAAGUGCUUUGUGCCCUUCUCGGAGGACAAUGCAUGAAGGCAAUUUACCUGUUAUCAAACCCAAAUGGGACUAUGAAGCUUUAUGAGUUUGUAGUGAUAUUUGGAUGCUUUAUGCUUAUUUUGGCUCAAAUCCCAUCAUUCCACUCAUUAAGACACGUUAAUCUGGUGUCUUUGGUCCUGUGCUUAGCCUAUAGUGCUUGUGCUACUGUAGCUUCCAUAUACAUUGGAGACUCAUCAAAAGGGCCAAAAAAGGAUUAUUCUUUAAAAGGUGGUACAACCAAUCGCUUAUUUGGGGUGUUUAAUGCCAUUGCCAUCAUUGCCACAACUUAUGGUAACGGAAUAGUUCCAGAAAUUCAGGCAACAUUAGCAGCCCCUGUAAAAGGGAAGAUGUUGAAGGGACUAUGUGUUUGUUAUGCUGUAAUUAUAUUCACUUUCUUUAGCGUAGCCAUCUCUGGCUAUUGGGCAUUUGGAAAUGAAGCUGCAGGCCUCAUUUUAAGCAACUUUGUGGACAAUGGAAAGCUUUUAGUGCCCAAAUGGUUUAUUUAUAUGACCUACAUUUUCACAAUAACCCAAUUAUCUGCUGUUGGUGUGGUAUACUUGCAGCCUACAAAUGUAGUACUAGAACAAACAUUUGGAGACCCAAAAAGCCCUGAGUUCUCUCUUCGCAAUGUAAUCCCAAGACUGAUUUCUCGGUCAUUAGCUAUAAUUACUGCAACAACUAUAGCAGCAAUGCUACCCUUUUUUGGAGACAUAAACUCACUAAUUGGAGCAUUUGGUUUUAUGCCACUUGACUUUGUUUUGCCAAUGGUUUUCUUCAAUGUGACAUUUAAGCCAUCCAAGCGAAGCCCCAUUUUUUGGGUGAACGCAUUUAUGGCUGUUGCUUUCUCUGCAUUGGGAGCUAUAGCAGCAGUUGCAGCAGUUAGGCAGAUAAUUCUUGAUGCCAAAACUUAUCGAUUGUUUGCUAAUGUAUGAUCACUUGGGUUAUUCAGUCAACCUUUACAUUCGGUAGUUCAAAUCUAGGUUCGUAUGUUCUUGUGUAGCAAUAUUCUAAAGUUUUUCUAUUAACCGUUGUCGUCGCCAC